This is a messenger RNA of Ochotona princeps (American pika), 2754 nucleotides long. RefSeq names its product exostosin glycosyltransferase 2 (gene EXT2). The transcript has 14 exons. Gene Ontology annotation, cellular component: membrane. Gene Ontology annotation, molecular function: glycosyltransferase activity. Lineage: Eukaryota; Metazoa; Chordata; Mammalia; Lagomorpha; Ochotonidae. Bases 202 to 2358 code for a protein of 718 amino acids. The record is from RefSeq and is a predicted model, not a curated record.
AGACGCCGGACCGGAUCCCUAGAGUUGUGUUCCUGGCCCGGCUGCGUAGCCUUGACCCGUGGCGGUGGCCACUCGACUCGGUGCGGUUGGACCCGGGCAGCAGUGGCCGGCGCCCCGCGGCAUGAGCCGGUGACUGAGCACCGGGCCGACCGGGAGGCAGCCGUGGCCGAGGCGUGCGGGGACGAGGCUGUGUGUGUCAUUAUGUGUGCGUCAGUCAAGUACAGCAUCCGGGGUCCUGCCCUCAUCCCGAGGAUGAAGACCAAGCAUCGCAUCUACUACAUCACCCUCUUCUCCAUCGUCCUCCUGGGCCUCCUAGCCACGGGCAUGUUCCAGUUCUGGCCGCACUCCAUCGAGUCCUCCAGCGACGGGAGUGUGGGGAAGCGCAGUGUGCGGGACGUGCCCGUGGUCAGGCUGCCGGCUGACAGCCCCAUCCCCGAGCGGGGCGACCUCAGUUGCAGAAUGCACACGUGCUUUGACGUCUACCGCUGUGGCUUCAACCCCAAGAACAAGAUCAAGGUGUACAUUUAUUCUCUGAAGAAGUACGUGGAUGACCUCGGCGUCGCGGUCAGCCACACCAUCUCCCGCGAGUACAACGAGCUGCUCACCGCCAUCUCGGACAGCGACUACUACACCGACGACAUCAGCCGCGCCUGCCUCUUCGUGCCCUCCAUCGACAUGCUGAACCAGACCCCGCUCCGCAUCAAGGAGACGGCGCAGGCGUUGGCCCAGCUGCCCAGGUGGGACCGAGGCACCAAUCACCUGUUGUUCAACAUGCUGCCUGGAGGUCCCCCGGAUUACAACACGGCCCUGGACGUGCCCAGGGACAGAGCCCUGCUGGCCGGCGGUGGCUUUUCCACGUGGACCUACAGACAGGGCUACGACGUCAGCAUUCCCGUCUACAGUCCGCUGUCGGCCGAGGUGGAUCUGCCCGACAAAGGUCCCGGCCCACGGCGGUACUUCCUCCUGUCGUCUCAGAUGGCCAUCCACCCCGAGUUCAGAGACGACCUGCAGGCCCUGCAGGCCCAGCACGGGGAAUCGGUGCUGCUGCUGAACAAGUGCACCAACCUUUCAGAGGGCAUCCUUUCCUUCCGGAAGCGCUGCCACAAGCAUGAGGUCUUCGACUACCCCCAGGUGCUGCAGGAAGCCACUUUCUGUGUGGUCCUCCGUGGAGCUCGGCUGGGCCAGGCGGCACUGAGUGACGUGUUGCAGGCUGGCUGCAUCCCUGUGAUUGUUGCGGACUCCUACAUCCUGCCUUUCUCCGAAGUCCUCGACUGGAAGAGAGCAUCUGUGGUGGUCCCAGAAGAAAAGAUAGCUGACAUGUACCAGAUUUUGCAGAGCAUCCCCCAGAGACAAAUCCAAGAAAUGCAGCGACAGGCGCGGUGGUUCUGGGAAGCAUACUUCCAGUCAAUUAAAGCCAUUGCCAUGGCCACCUUGCAGAUCAUCAACGACCGGAUCUAUCCCUAUGCAGCGAUCUCCUAUGAGGAAUGGAAUGACCCUCCCGCUGUGAAGUGGAGCAGUGUGAGCAACCCCCUCUUCCUCCCACUGAUCCCACCGCAGUCCCAGGGCUUCACGGCCAUCGUCCUCACCUACGACAGAGUGGAGAGCCUCUUCCGAGUCAUCACCGAAGUGUCCAAGGUGCCGAGUCUCUCCAAGCUGCUUGUUGUGUGGAAUAAUCAAAAUAAAAACCCUCCAGAAGAUUCUCUCUGGCCCAAAAUUCGGGUUCCAUUAAAAGUUGUAAGGACGGCUGAAAACAAGCUGAGUAACCGCUUCUUCCCUUACGAUGAGAUCGAGACGGAGGCCGUUCUGGCCAUCGACGAUGACAUCAUUAUGCUGACUUCCGAUGAGCUACAGUUCGGUUAUGAGGUCUGGCGGGAGUUUCCUGACCGCCUGGUGGGUUACCCGGGCCGCCUGCAUCUCUGGGACCAUGAGAUGAACAAGUGGAAGUAUGAAUCCGAGUGGACCAAUGAAGUGUCCAUGGUACUCACAGGAGCAGCCUUCUACCACAAGUAUUUUAAUUACCUGUAUACCUACAAGAUGCCUGGAGAUAUCAAGAACUGGGUGGAUGCCCAUAUGAACUGUGAAGACAUUGCCAUGAAUUUCUUGGUGGCUAACGUCACAGGGAAAGCUGUCAUCAAGGUAACCCCACGCAAGAAAUUCAAGUGUCCUGAGUGUACAGCCAUUGAUGGGCUCUCCCUAGACCAGACACACAUGGUGGAGAGGUCUGAGUGCAUCAACAAGUUCGCCUCGGUCUUUGGGACCAUGCCGCUGAAGGUGGUGGAGCACCGAGCUGACCCUGUGCUCUACAAAGACGACUUUCCUGAGAAGCUCAAGAGCUUCCCCAACAUCGGCAGCCUGUGACCUGCGCGGGGAACCCUGCAGCUUGCACCCCAGGAAGGAUGCGGCCUCCUGGGCCAGUGCCCAGCCACUCAGCUGCCUGGGCCCAGCAGCCUGCAUUGUGCAGGCUCCCUGGCCUUGGGAUCACCUGUGGCUUCUCCCUGAAGGGCCACAUGGAAGCCUUGGGGGAGCCUGCUCCAGAUUUCAGUGCAGCUCAGCUGCCUACCUUUUGGUUUCCAAUCUGGAAGGAAACCUGACUGUAAGACUGCUGGAGAAAAGAAGCCCGUCAGCCCAGGUCAGACCCGGGGACUCCAUACCUCACUUCUGGUUACCUGGCCAUCAGUGAGUUCUGCAGAGAAGCGGCCCAGCCUGGAACUGGCUGCAGAAGCCAAGCCUGUCUGUGAAUUCAAUCCAUGCCAC